Messenger RNA from Chaetomium strumarium, 618 nucleotides. RefSeq lists its product as uncharacterized. The coding region runs from base 155 to 523 and encodes 122 amino acids. NCBI's taxonomy places the organism in Eukaryota, Fungi, Ascomycota, Sordariomycetes, Sordariales, Chaetomiaceae. The transcript has 2 exons. The record is from RefSeq and is a predicted model, not a curated record.
CAGCUAAUUGGUCGCAUUUCUUGCUGCGUCGGACGGCCGUUUGCAGAAAAGAAUCUGGAUAUCUGAGAGGCUGUGAGGGCCGCAAUGACGCUCUCCAUUGUUGCGGUGGGCCAGUGCACAGAAGCAAGUUGAAUGUGCGGCUUAUGCUAUCAAGAUGGAAAAGCUGCAACAAAUACCUGUACCAAUGUCCGUCGCAAAGCUUGUCCACUCCCGCCAACCAGCCAGGGUCGCUGUCUUCGUACAGAGAAAGUCCUCGCUGUACACCAGUUCACCCGACCAGAUUGUCAAGAUCGCCUGCACUGCCCUCGAUAUCCCUGUCGAUGAUAGCCGCCCGACGUUACUUGUCGUCGAAAAAUGGGACAGACUGGAUGUUCUUGUCUUUGAUAUUUUCCACGUCGAGUACGACUUCUCCACAGCCCAUCUCGAGACCGACUUGCCUGUCAUCCUCGUCGACUACGGCAAACGUUAUUCCGUCAUCAAAGAUGCCCGUGCAGGAUUUAGGAAGGAGGCAACCGUGGCGUAGCAAAGCACCACAAUCUGAACGGCUGGGAACGCAAGCCUCCGUACAUCGCUGAUCAUACAGGACACAAUGUUCCGUCAUACCGCUACCCCCGAGAU